This is a messenger RNA of Ictalurus furcatus (blue catfish), 637 nucleotides long. It is a transcript of the gene timm9, whose product is annotated as translocase of inner mitochondrial membrane 9 homolog. The transcript is spliced from 4 exons. The record is from RefSeq and is a predicted model, not a curated record. Bases 79 to 348 code for a protein of 89 amino acids. NCBI's taxonomy places the organism in Eukaryota, Metazoa, Chordata, Actinopteri, Siluriformes, Ictaluridae.
CUCCUACCGUCACAUGUCCUUUAGAGGCCCUACAGUGUAAGUGUGUCUCCGUCAGAUCUAAGAACAAGGGUUUGGACUAUGGCUGCUCAGGUCACAGAAUCGGAUCAAAUUAAACAGUUCAAGGAAUUUCUUGGCACCUACAACAAACUGACUGAGAACUGCUUCAUGGACUGUGUGAAAGACUUCACUACAAGAGAGGUCAAAGUGGAAGAGACCUCGUGCUCUGAGAACUGUCUACAGAAGUAUCUGAAAAUGACACAGCGGAUCUCGAUGCGCUUCCAGGAAUAUCAUAUCCAGCAGAAUGAGGCUUUAGCAGCCAAAGCUGGCUUAUUAGGCCAGCCACGAUAGUCGACUACUAUGUGUUUUACAGACUCUUAUCCUCAGGCUGUAACUCUCACCCUGCUUGCUUCAUACUGGACUGAUGAGGCAGAGGACAUCGUGUCAGAAGAUGAUGUGCUCCUGUUGGGUUCAGAUCCUUAGCAAUGGUGGGAGGAUUGUUUUCUGUUCCUCCAAUUGUGAAGACUCACCAGGUCUUGUUCGGGAUUCUGCAUAAUGUGUAUUUUUUUUUUAUUAAGUAGUCAUGACCUUUUUAUGUAAUCACAGCAAACGUACAUAACAAAUAAAACAAGUAAAUAAG